Molecule: messenger RNA, 1614 nt
Organism: Closterium sp. Yama58-4
Lineage: Eukaryota; Viridiplantae; Streptophyta; Zygnematophyceae; Desmidiales; Closteriaceae
Source: the annotation of a GenBank genome assembly
AUGGCAUCAUCGUUGUACUUGCCCACUCGCAUAGCUUCUAGCUCUUGCUUCAGCCAACGGCUUCUAGCCUGUUCUCAGCAGCCAACAAAACCAUCGGCCCUCUUUCACCCCCUCACAAACCGGCGAUCGCCCAGCAGCUUUAAACUAGCCGUUGGAGCUUCCAAGCCCUCCCGCAUUCAAUGCAGUCACGUGCGCGACGUGAACACGGAGGAGUUGGAUCACCUGGUGACCGGCGAGCGAGAGACACCUCUCGUUAUUGACUUCUGCGCUGAUUGGUGCGGGUCGUGCGACAUCCUCUCCGAGCAACUUGAAGAGUUAGCGGAGGAGUACGACGGGCGCGUGCGGUUCGUCCAAGUGAACACGGAUCAGGAAUAUGACCUUGCAGAUCAGCUGGAGAUCCGCGGGCUUCCAACCAUGGUCUUCAUGGGUGGUGGCAGGCGAUUGGGCGGCGAGAUUGCAGCGGAGGGGAAGAGAGUGGUGGAGGAGGAAGCUGCUAGGAAAGAGACGGAAGAUAGGUUGGCGCGGCUGAGGGCUGCAGCAGCUGCCAUUGCACGGAGAGGCAGGGCGGGCAGGGGGAGAAGGGGAGGGCAAGGCGUGAGGGGUGAUGAUGGCAAUACCAAUGGUGGUGGGGAUGAUGAUGACGAUGAUGCUGAGUUGCUGCUGGAGAAUCAGAGCGGGCAGAGACUAGAAAUGGCGCCAAUCGAUAAACGCUCUCUGGUGACAGGUCUGCUACUGCACUCCCAUGGCCGAUCUCUCCUCACCAAAGGCAAUUUCGUGGAAGCCCGCCCUGUGCUGGAGAUGGCAGAGGAAGCAUUCAGCAUCUGUGAUGCCAAGAUCACAGAGUCUGUAGACAACAUACCAAUGCUCCUAUUGGACAUCGUAUGGUGCCACUACAUGACAAAAGACGUCGCCAGCCUGGCAUCUGCUAAAGGACGGCUUGCUGCCGCCCGGUCUGCACUGCGCAAGGCACACGGUGCGGACAUGUCAAGGUUGAGGAUGCUUCAGGGAAACUUCCGGCCCGAGCUAGCCACGUAUCUCCGUCUUGACCUGUUAGACGCCAUUGCAGCAUACCACAGUGGAGACCUGACGCGAGCCCGCCCGCUGCUAGCGUCGGCCCAGUCCCUCUUUCAGCAGCUGCAGGUUUCUGACGAUUCAUUGGCCAGCCUUGCAGGCAUGGGCUUCUCGGCCAAUGAGGCGAGGCGGGCACUCCGCGUGGCGGGCUGCGACGUGAGCCGGGCGGCGGAGUUCGUCAUCUUGCAACGGCAGCGGGCGGCCGAGAAGGCAGAAGAAGACAGAAAGCAGAGGCGGAUAGAGAGGGAGCAGAGGGCCUAUGGGAGGACGCCACGUGGCAAGAAGGUGGACAUGCAGCUUCUGGACGAACUGACUGCAUACGGCUUCACGCGGCGGGUGGCAGCAGAGGCACUCCGGCAGAUUCACCCUUUAAGCCCCUCUCUAUCCCUCUCUACCGCUCUCAACCAUCACCAGCAAGCCCUAGACGCCCUUCUUGACCCCAUCUCCCUCGCUGCUCUCGAGGCAAGUCCACCAUUUAAGCCCCUCUCUAUCCCUCUCGACCGCUCUCAACCACCACCAGAGGGCUCUCGACGCCCUUCUUGA